AGAAAGCCAAGUUGAACUACGCCAGCAAAUCGACAGCUUAGCUGGAGAUUUGCUGGUAAUAUCCAGUAGCCAGACUAUAUCGGUGGACUUGGAAUCAUAUGUGAAAAAGUUGAACAAUUCAAGAAGGCGUGUUAUGUUAGUCAAUAAUAUUUUACAAAAUGUUCAGGAGAGAUUGACCAAAUUAUAUAACAAUGUUUCUCGUGAGACUGCUAGACGGAAAGUAUUACUAGAUCCACCAGGGGCAGGCAGACCAAAAUAAGCCAUUGAACGCCAUUAUUCCAUGCUUAUAAUAUGUGAUAUUCAUUCCAUGAAACUAUUUAUCAAUGUGCAAAUUAUUUAUUCACCUGCAAGAAGGACCAGCCUUUUGUGUUGAAUCCUGUUCUAGGGAAUGAUAAUUAAUUUGAUAAUCUGAAGAUAAUGAUACGCUGAUGUGAUUUUAGGGGAUUAUAUGAUUGUAUGAUUAAGGUGAUGAUAUUGGUAGUGUUGAUAAAGAAGUCACAAAUAAUAUUUUAGGGUUGUAAUGCAAUUAAAUGUAUUAUGUGAUAAUAAGAUGGUAUGUUUAGGGUUAUAAUUGAAUUGUGUACUAUAGGGGAUAAUUUUAUAUAUUGUUGAUAAAAGAAAUCACAAAUUAUCAUUAAGGGGGUGGGGGUUAAGAUAUUGUAUACUUAAGGAGUUGUUAAGAUUGUAUAUUCCAUGUGAUAAUUAUGGUAUUGUUAAAUAAUUACAAAUCAUGAUUUUAGAGGAUAAUGAAAGUGAAUGCUCUAGUGAUAAUAAAAUCAUGAUAAGUGAUAAUAAUAUUUUUGUAAUUUCAGGCCACAAUGAGAUGGCAUAUUUAGAUGAUAAGAUUAUUUUUUUUAAUUAUUACCAUAUAAUAAUAAUAACAUUCAAUCAUUUUUGGUUAUAUUUGUAAUUGUGGGCUAAGCAUCAGUUUUAUGACACAUAUUAAAAAAUAAUGCUAUUUUAUAAUUAACUUGUGGUGAAUCAUUAUUAUUUCAUAAAUAAUUUGUGACUAAUAAAUGAUAUUAUAUAAAUCACUUGUGUUAAUUCAAUGUUAUUUUAUAAAUAACUUGUGGCGAACUAUUAUGUUUAUGUAUAAAUAACUUGUGGCAAAUCAUUAUGCUAUUCUAUAAAUAACUUGUGGUGAAUCAUUAUGUUUUUGUAUAAAUAACUUGUGGCGAAUCAUUAUGUUAAUCUAUAAAUAACUUGUGUUGAAUCAUCAUGUUAUUCCUAUAAAUAACUUGUGGCAAUUCAUCAUGUAAUUUUGUAAAUAAGUUGUGGUGAAUCAUUAUGCUAUUCUAUAAAUACUUGUGGCGAUUCAUCAUGUUACUCUAUAAAUCAGUUGUUGCAAAUCAUUAUGUUAUCCUAUAAAUAACUUGUGGCGAUUCAUCAUGUUACUCUAUAAUUAACUUGUGGCGAAUCAUCAUGUUAUUCUAUAAAUAAGUUGUUGCAAAUCAUCAUGUUAUUCUAUAAAUAACUUGUGCCGAAUCAGUAUGUUAUUCUAUAAAUAACUUGUGGGGGUCGUUAUGUUUUUUGUAUAAAUAACUUGUGGCGAAUCAUUAUGUUAUUCUAUAAAUAUCUUGCGGCGAUUCAUCAUGUUAUUCUAUAAAAAACUUGUGGCAAAUCAUUUUUUUAUUCUAUAAAUAACUUGUUGCAAAUCAUCAUGUUAAUCUAUAAAUCAGUCUUUGUGAAAUAAUGUUAUUUUUAAAAUCAUUUGCGGUGAAUCAGUGUUGUAUUUAAUGAAUAAUCUUUUUAAAAAUCACUUGUGGUAAAUAGAAAAUAACCAGUAAUUGUGUAUACAGAUUUUUGUGCAAAUAACCAACCACACAUUCUUACAUAUUGUUAAGAUAAUUUGAGUAAAUGUUUAAGAUUUAUUGAAAGCGAAAAAAUAAAUAUUGUAUUACUGUGAAAUUAAAAAGUUAAAUCCUUAAUACUUAAUUGAUUGUGUGUAUUUCUGUGUAUGUUGAAUUAAGGUUCACUGUAAUACCUUACUAGUUUUGUGUAUUACUGUGAAAUUAAAA
Molecule: messenger RNA, 2018 nt
Organism: Ruditapes philippinarum (Manila clam)
Lineage: Eukaryota; Metazoa; Mollusca; Bivalvia; Venerida; Veneridae
Product: SNARE-associated protein Snapin-like
Exons: 3
Biological process (GO): intracellular protein transport; lysosome localization; regulation of synaptic vesicle exocytosis
Cellular component (GO): BLOC-1 complex; BORC complex; synaptic vesicle
Molecular function (GO): SNARE binding
Source: RefSeq, a predicted model, not a curated record